AUGAUUAGGUCAUCUUUAGUUAGAUUAAAUAAAAAUAAUCUUAAAACUAAAAUAUUUUCAACUUUAUUAAAAUCAAAUAAAAAUAUAAAUAAUAUAAAUAAUGAAGAAUUAAAUUUAAAUGAUAAUAGCAACAACAUUGAUAUAGCCGAAAUCAAUGAUAAUAGUAAUAAUGAGGAUAGCAAUAAUAAUAAUAAUAAUAAUAAUAGCAAUGAUAUAAAUAGUAUUAAUAUGGUUCAAGAACCAAAAAAAUUAAAUUCAAAAGAAAGGAAUUUUUUAUUUAGAAAAGAACAAAGAGAAAAAAAUAAAAUUAAAAAUAAAGACUUUGGUAAAAAUGUUAAAAAUGAAAUCGAUACAACUAUUAUUAUGGAUAAAGUUUCAUUAUCAUUGUCAAGAUGUUCAGGAUGUGGUUGCACAUUGCAGACCAAUAACCCAAAAGAACCUGGUUUCAUUCCCGAAUCUGUGGCACUGAAAAAUAUAGAGGCACUUAAUAAAGUUUCAGAGCAACAAAAAAAACAAUCAAAAAAAGAAAUUAAAAAGCAACAACAAGAAGAAAAAGAGAUGGAUGAAGAAAAUAAAAGAUUUAGUAUUUUAGAUGUCGAUACUGAAAAUGAUGGUGGUGAAGAAUAUUUUGAUGGUUUCUUUGGUAUUCAAAAAAAAUUAAAAAAUAAAGAAAAAAAAAUUUGUCAAAGAUGUCAUUUAUUAAAAAAUUAUGGUCGUGUAGCACCAGUAUCAAUUCCAAUAGAAAAGUUUAGAAAGAAUCUUAGUAAAAUAAAAGAAUUAAAUUGUGUUAUUGUUAAAGUUGUAGAUUUAAUGGACUUCCAUGGCAGCUUUAUCGAGGAUUUCAGAGAUAUUGUUGGUAACAACCCGGUAAUUAUUGUAGGCAACAAGAUGGAUUUAUUACCAAGUGAUAUUCAUAAGGAUAGAAUCGAAAACUGGAUAACAAGCGAAGCUAAAGCACGUGGUCUUGCACAUUUAUCCCAUGUAUUACUACUUUCAAGUACUAAUAAGGAUGGUAUAAAGCAAUUUAUUAUCGAAUUAGAAAAGAUUAGAAGAGGCCGUGAUGUAUUUGUUUUAGGUUGCUCAAAUGUUGGUAAGAGUACUUUUGUAAAUUCUCUUGUAGAUGAAUACAAUUCAAAGGUCGAGUUUGUAAAGAGUGAUGAUCAAAAAGAAGACAAAAAAAAGAAACUUUCAAUACAAGAACAAAAAGAACUUGAGCGUGAGAAAUUACUCCGUUCCAUUCAAUCUAAAAUCACCACAUCCAUCUUACCAGGCACCACAUUAAAUUUACUUUCAUUACCUCUUUGGAAGGAUUCAACAUUGUUUGAUACACCAGGUAUCGAUAAUCCCAAACAAAUGUUAAAACUAUUAUCACUAAAGGAACUCAGACAAGUUUUACCAACCAAACGUAUCAAACCAACAUUAGUACAUUUAAUCGAUGGCAAAACUCUAUUUAUUGGUGGUUUAGUGCGUAUAGAUUAUACAGGUCCACUUUCAACAUUUUUAGUAUACACAUCAAACUCCAUUCCACUACAUUUAACCUCAACUAAAAAAGCCGAUAAACUAUUUAAGAAACAACAAGGUAGACUUUUAACACCACCAAUUCUAUCAAAUAUUAAAGUUAAUAAAGAGGAUAACAGCACUCAAAUUGAAGCCAAAGAAAUCGAAUUUGAAAAUCAAAAUAAAAUAUCAAGCGAAAUAUUUAAUAUUAUCAAUAGCAAGACUCAAAAAACCAAUGAAGAUAUGGAAGAAACAAUUCAAGAGAUUGAUGAAAUUGACGAAAUUGAUGAAAUUGAUGAAGAAAUAAUUAAAAAAAUCGAAAACAAAUUUAAACCCAAUAAAAAAAUUGAUCGUUCAAGUGAAGAAGUAAUUAUAGAAAAUAUAGGAUUAAAAAACAACUUUUCCAUAAAGAGAAGAAAAGAACCUGUCGAAAUUAAAGAAGAGGAGGAAGAAGAGGAAGAGGUAGAAGAAGAGUUUGAUUAUAAUAAAGACUUAUCACCACUCGAUAUUGAAAAAUUAGAGAAAUUUAAAUUAGAUCAAAUAAAAGCAUUUACAAUUACAUCAGAAAAAAUUGAUUUCAAACACUCCCAUUGCGAUUUAGUUUUAUCAGGUAUUGGUUGGAUAUCAAUCAAACCAUUAUCAAAGAAAUUAAUAGCACCAAGAAUUUUAGUCCAUUCCCCAAAUAAUAUCGAUAUUAGUAUUAGAAAACAACCAUUAAUACCCUUAACUGGUUCAAAUAUUAAUAUUCUAAAAUAA
This is a messenger RNA of Dictyostelium purpureum, 2253 nucleotides long. RefSeq lists its product as uncharacterized. Gene Ontology annotation, cellular component: mitochondrion. NCBI's taxonomy places the organism in Eukaryota, Evosea, Eumycetozoa, Dictyosteliales, Dictyosteliaceae. The record is from RefSeq and is a predicted model, not a curated record. The transcript is spliced from 2 exons. Gene Ontology annotation, molecular function: GTP binding. Bases 1 to 2253 code for a protein of 750 amino acids.